Poeciliopsis prolifica (blackstripe livebearer) is the source of this 6006-nucleotide messenger RNA. RefSeq names its product coiled-coil serine-rich protein 2b (gene ccser2b). The coding region runs from base 491 to 3337 and encodes 948 amino acids. Gene Ontology annotation, cellular component: microtubule cytoskeleton. Lineage: Eukaryota; Metazoa; Chordata; Actinopteri; Cyprinodontiformes; Poeciliidae. Gene Ontology annotation, molecular function: microtubule binding. Gene Ontology annotation, biological process: microtubule bundle formation. The transcript has 14 exons. The record is from RefSeq and is a predicted model, not a curated record.
AGCAGCAGGAGCUCCUACUCGGCUCUCUGUCGUGAAGAGCAGCGCCAGCUCUCCGCGAAUUUAACCGAACCCGUGUUCUCACAUAGGCGCGCGAGGGGUUAGAGGCAAACCCCUGUAGGUGACAAAACAUCUCUCGGAAACCCCGUGCUGCGGCGUCCACAGGCCCCGGGCGGGGAGCAGAGGAGACCACAGGCUCCCGCAGCUCCUCAUCCCUCCUCUUCCCGGUUCUCCGGGACGUUUUUUUUUUUUUUUUUUACCGCUCUUCAUCGCUCUAAUUAGGAUUCGUGCGUCUUCGUCUGACUGACUCCUGUUGGAUUAAACUAUAACACGUCUGAACCUACUGACUGUUGAUUAAAAACAAACAAACAAGCAAACAAAAAAAGGAAAGAAAGAAAUAAGAGCGGCGACAUUUCCGGGAUUCUAGUCUGGGUCUGAUGCUCCGAGCGUCUGCAGCUCUCCUGACUCUCCAUGGUGAAGUGGGCGGAGUCUGAUGUCAGCCCCACCUCUUGUUGACCCGCCCACCAUGCCCACCAUGGUUUCCAGGCUGCCGAAGUUCAGCUCCCGGCCCCGGUCCCAGACGGCUCCUGCAGCGACGGCUCCAUCCGGCGCAGCUGCGACCGCCGCUGGCAGAACUCGCCUCACCAACGGAUUCUACCACCAUCCCGGACCGGCGGGUGUAUCCAUGACCCCGUCCUCUGCAAAGCAGAACGGAUUCAUCCGAGUGCCGUGUUCAUUUUCCGCGAAGUGGAGGAAGGAAAACGCAGCUGAUGGUGAUGAGAUAAUGGACGGAGAGGCUGAGUGCAAGAGAGGGAAAGGUGGGAACGCUGUCCAGAAUCGUAGCAACUGCCAGCCGUAUUUCUACCAGAACGAUGCCAGAAAACACACCACAUCCACCGCCGCGAAAGGGCGUGGCCAGCUUACACAGUAUUCCUCGUCAUCAUCAUCCCCGUCUCCACAAUCCAGCCCCAGAGCUCUUCCCAUUUCUAAAAAUGGAUCAGGAGGUUGCAAACUGGCUCCGAACUCUUCUGUACUGUCCAAGCAGAGUGUGAACACAAGUCCUGGAUCCAAAGCAGGGACGAAGGCGAUCGCUUCUCUGAGGCCGCCUCAAAGUUUUGUUCGCCUGACGGGUUCGAAGCCCGGCUCGGGCCCUGCGUCUCGAUCGGGAUCCCCGCUCCUAAAAAAGCCAACAGCUAGCCGCUCCCAUUCCAGCGACAACCUGGGCUGCGCCGCUUCCGCGCGGCUGACUGAAAGCGACCGCUUCCGCUCCCGGAGCCUCACGCAGGUCCGACAGCAGGCCUCCCCCACCCUCACCCAGACCGCCACCUCUCCUCACAUGUCUCGCCCCUUCUCCACCACCAGGGCCGCCCAACGGGUUCCCCCCGCCACCACCUCGCAGGCUCCUCCUAGAAGCAGCUUGUUGAAAUCGCCUGUGAGCAGAGCCGCUUCAGGCAGGGUGGCUGGCGGUGCCCCCUCCCAGCUGCCCCAGACAGCCCUAAGAAAGCCCCUCUUACCGGGUCCGACCUCCAGGUCCAGCGGCAUCAGCUACAAGCUAUCCCGCCCGUCGCUCGUCAAGCAGUCCAGACCCCUACGAGCAAAAGGAACAGACAUGUGCAGAAGUGAACAGGGAGUAAACAGAGGACCAACAAGACGAAAGAACUCUGUGGAGACGCCUUCAUCUACCGAAAACAGCCCAGAAAACACUCCAGACGCUGCAGAGAUGGAGCAGCUUUCUGACGACCUUGCGUCCCAGGGAAUGGGAUCGAUUGUUGGUGAGACGCUUGAGGACAUGUCCCUGUCCUCCACUUCCUCCCUGGACAGGAAUGACAUCAGCCAGGAAUACAUGGAUGACUUUGACAACCUCGGAAACGGAGGGGUUGGCAUCUUACUGCUUUCAUCCAAAAACGAAGAGGAUGACUCUGGACUCGACCAGUCAUGCACCAGGCUGGACGAUGACAAGGACGCCGUUAGCAAGGUCGCCAAGACAACAGGACUGUGCUUCCUAGACGAUAGUCUGGACUGGACCUCCAUCAGAGGUGAUAAAGACGAGCACCGAUUUAACCAACUUGCCCGUCGGAGAAAGGCAAGUCAGCCUGACUAUCAUGAACAGGGCGGCUCCUCUCUGGACCUGUCCCCCUCUGACAGCUGUGGCUCUGGGGGUACCUACAUGUGGGACGAGGAAGGUCUGGAGCCUCUUGGGGGCGCCACCACAACCGCCUCCAUCCACACCAACAGCAACACCACCCACCACAUAGGGAGCUUCGACUCGGACAUCAACAGCAUCGAUCUCUUAAACAACCUGGACUCUUGUGAUCUGGCUGACGAUGACCUCAUGCUGGACGUAGAUUUCCCAGAGGACUCCUCGCUACAUAGCGAUGGAGAGGGGCUGUCCAGCAUGGCUCAGUGGAGAAGAAGACAACUCUGUUGGGGAACACAGGACAACGACAUUGAGAGUGACAUCCAGUGCUACAAACUCUCCCAGGACCCUGAAACAAAGGAGGAUAAAAUCAGGUCGGCCUGCUGCUCGCCGGCUCCUCAGACUCUGGUUCUGGAUGUGGAGGAACUCGCUGAGGACUGCUCUGCAGUCCGGUCACAGCUGGAGUUCCUGCAGAGGUUGUUGCUGCAGGAGGAGGAUUUGGACGACGACACUCUGACCACAGACACUCUAAGUCCAGAAACAAAUGACUUGUCUCACAGUUCAGACUCGCAGGUGGAGGCGCUCCUGCAGGAGGUACAGCAGCUCCGGGAGGAACUGAGGAGCCGAGACCGGACCAUUGCACAACUAACCAUGCAACUGACUGUUCCCACACUGACCACCAGGUGUCGCUGUCAGGGGUCGUCUGAAAGGAUGGAGCAGCAAACGCAGACAAGUCUGACAAAAAGCGAGUGUGUGUCGUCGCAGACACCGUGGAGAGAACACACUUCACAGGUACUUUACUCCUCCCAUCAGGAAGACCAGGAACCACUGACAAACCAAGCGCCGCCUUCAGGUAACCCCGCCCACGCUGAAAUGCUCCCUGACGCUCUCCCCCCAUCUAUUGAACCAAUCGCUGCCACCUGCACAUCCCCAACAAGAGCGACGGUCGAUGGAAACCCACAGAGGAAGCCGGGGAGGGAGGAAGAAGAGACGGAAAAGAGAGGGACCACUUCCAGGUCCCUGAUGCCUCUGCACCCUUCUAAGCUCCGCCUCUUCCUGUCUCACGCUGCCAACGUCUCCGCGCCGGCAUCCCCGAAGGCGAGGCCGUCAAGGCAGCUGUUGGAUCGUGUCAACUCUCCCGGGCUGAAGGCAAAAGCCUUCGGCUCCGGAUCGUCGCGUCUCCCCAAACCAAAGAGCUACUGAGGCAGCGGGCGAUCAAACGCGUCGACUGACUGACUGUACCGGUCCUGAAUCCUUAAUGUUGAUAUUCUGAGCUAAGAUUAAACAAAAAAAGCACUUCAUUAGGAAGAGUGAUGCCACCCGGAUCUCGGAAGACGUCACGGAUAAAAACCAUGGAUUUGUGCCUUUGAUUUGGAAGACGCCGUCGUCUCACAGCGGAUCGCUGGAACCGAACGUCAUUUAAAGUCUAACCUGAGACGUUUCACAUGUUGCUGCUGCUGCUGCUUACAUUCUAAUCUUUAUUGGUCCUCUGAUGAGAUUCAGACUGACUACGCCCAGCCUCUGUGAGAGGAAAAGUGCUCGCGCUAAUUUAAAUGAAGUCUCCGACGUGAAACUUGGCCUUGUUUGCAUUCCAUCGAACACUGGAGUUCUUGAUCUGAAAACCUAUCUAAUAUCUUAAGUUCACCUUCAGCAACACACACUCUCUAUUUUUUUAAUAUGUGAUUCAAUUGUUUAUCCACAACCACAGAAGAGGCAGAACGCUUCGUCCUUCUGCCCGCCGUCUAUCAUCUCUUCUUUCAGACAACCUUGACAUGAGGAAAUACUUUUUCUUCUGAAGCUUUUGAGCCUCAAACUUCUUCUUCUUGGUUAAAUCCCCAGCUUCUCGCAGGGAAAUCUUCCUUCCUAAAGGAAGAGUUUGGAUUUGUCUAGCUGUUGCUUCCAGAAAAACCUUCUUCCAGACUAUCCGGUUAAGCUGCACUGCAAAAACGCAAAAUCUUAGCAAGUUUUUUUUUUUUUGCUUUGUCUAGUUUCUGGUGCAAAUCUCUUAGCUCUGUUUAAUUUCAAGUGUAUUAUCUUAAACGUGACUUUUAAGAGCUUCUUUUAAAAUCUAUACUUAAUAUUGAUGGAAAAAUACUUUUUCUAUUUGCAGAUCUUCAAAGCUUAAAAAUGAGUGAAAAAAAUCUUCCAAUAGAACUAGUAUUUUUAUUUAUGUUUUUAUUAAUAUCAAGGAAGUAUUGACUUAAAACAAGUUGCUAUCUGUCUGAAGUGACCAGUAAGUUGGUUUGGUCUUAUUUUAGUCGAGCUAAAAUAUUUGCACUAGAAACUGGACAAAAAUACUUGAUGAUAUUUAAUGUUUUUUUGCAGUGUGGAGAUUGUUUUUUUCCUUUUCGCUUUAGAACGCCACUUUGGAAUCUUUUUCUCUCUCGCACUAUGGCCGUGCCGUGACAUUUCUAUUAAAGUGUUUGCUCUCAAUUCUUCUCCAAGCAACGUUUGAUCCAAGCUCUGAACUGAAGGCUCUAAAUCCUUACAGGAGUUGCUUUAUGGUUAACAUUCAGCAGAGGAGCUGCCGUUUGUUUCAACAUCUCUUUUUAGUUAUCUUUUUUUUGCUCCUCAAACGAAUCCUGACAUUUGAGCUUUCAGCCGGAAUGUCACGUUUCCACGGUGCCGAUCUGAAACCGGGACACGUUUCCGGAACCGUUCUUAACAUUUUGCUAAGUCGAGGAGCUAUGCACUCGCCCGGAUUCCUUCAGGAAGUUUGAACCCAGUGACAUUUUCGCUCCGCCGAUGCCUCAAACCCACCAGUAAGAUCCCGUGUCAUCCGUAUCGGCGACUCUCUGUCAGCUCUGCCUGCUUUCACUUGAAACUGCUCUGGAAUAAAAUAUGCAACACACACACAAAAAGAAACGGACGCAGAAAUAUGCAAGCUGGCUUCGCUUUAAGUCACAGAUGCUGGUGAAUUUUUUCAGAAAAGCGAUGACUUUUUAUUAUAUACGACUGGUUGAUUCCAUCCUUUAGCUUAAGGCUUUAAUGAGAGAAAGAAAACUUCCUGGGUUUUUGGCCGGUGGGAAUAAAUGAAACUAAUUAGAGGUCAUUCUCUCUGAGAUCAUAAACUCCUUAAAUCUGACUUUUUUUUUCUCACACCUUUUACACAUCCAGCUCACCAGAGAAAUCCGAGUUUUUAAUGUUUUCUCUAAGAGUCUCUUCCUUUCUUCCCUCCUUUCAUGAAUACAGUAAAAGUUGAUAAAGAAUAAACUUUCCUCUGAAGAAUCUGAAAUCAAUGAAGUAAUUGAUCCCGAUGCCAAAAAAAUAGCAUUAAUACCUCCAGUUUUCACAGCCCAGAUUUCUUAAAAAUAAACAAAUACAGUAGCCCUUGCAUCUGCAGAAUAAAGUAAUAAAUGCAAAAUAAUUUGGCUCCGUUUUAGAUUUUUAAGCGCAAGUGAGAGUCUUCAACAUGGAUACCUAAUUUCAGCAUCAUUUAUCAAUUAUAUUAAAAUUACAUUUAGACAUAUUGCAGUUGCACAUAGACUUUAACUGAAAGAGAAAAGAGUCUCUUUGAGUUGAUUUAGCUGCGCAAAUCUAGUACCGACUGUAGCGCAGCUGUUUUCAAAGACCGAUGUCACGAAGCCAAAAAUAUUUUCAUUUUUUAAUGCGUGAUUUAAAAAUUCAAACAAAAUCCAGUCAGCAUAAAGAGCAAUCCAAAGUUUGGAUCUCAUCGGGUCAAACUUUGUGCACGCUUCUGCUGAAUGUAGAGAGGAUAAAUGUUUAAGUCAACUGAAUCUGCGUCUCUGAGUUUCAGCAUCAACAUCGAGACCACCUUUAUUGGACAUACGAGCCUGUUUUCAGAACAGGAAGCAUUAAACAAAACAAAAAGCUGGCACGUUUUGUCGUAUUUUGUCAAACCGAGAUGAAAU